Molecule: messenger RNA, 1349 nt
Organism: Cuscuta campestris
Lineage: Eukaryota; Viridiplantae; Streptophyta; Magnoliopsida; Solanales; Convolvulaceae
Source: the annotation of a GenBank genome assembly
UCCAAUUGAGGGUGAAAGAUAUUAUCUUCGCAUGCUACUCCAACAUGUAAGAGCUCCAACAUCGUUCACCAGUCUAGAACUUGUGGAUGGUUAUACAACGUCCACAUUUCGAGAAAGUGCAGAGAGAAUGGGGCUUCUAACAGGAAAUGCUACAGCUGAUGUUUGCCUUGAAGAGGCUGUGAUGUAUCAAAGGCCCAGUAGCUUGCGGAAAUUAUUUGCGACAAUAUUGGUGUUUUGUGACAUUCCAAAUCCAAGAGAGUUAUGGGCUAAAUACAAAACGUAUCUAUAUGAAGAUUUUUCGCAGGUACACAUCUACACUCCAUUGGAAAUGGAAACAAUGACACUAAAACUUAUUGGAGAUAUUACUGAAGCACUUGGAAAAAGUAUUCUCACAUUCAACCUAACAGACUGUGCCAUACCCUUAACAGCUGCUAAAAUUCAGGCACGAGAAUUAAGAUCAGAAUUCAACAUAAAUAUAAGCGAGCAAGACCUUCAAUGCGCUCAGAUUCUCAAUAGCGGACAACAGAUUGCAUUUGACUCUAUUAUGAAGAGUGUGACAUCCAACAAACCAACAGUGUUUUUUGUAGAUGGCCCUAGUAGCACCGGGAAAACAUUUUUGUAUAGAGCGUUACUUGCAACAAUUCGGAGCAAAAAAUGGAUAGCUUUAGCUACUGCAACAUCAGAAGUCCAAGGGUGCGAAAUUCAGCAGACACUGCAAUCAGGCAUUUAUCCCACAAUAAUUGCAAGGAGGAUAACAUCAACAUCUUUCAAAGGGCUAUCACUAACAACACGAUCUGAUUCGUCAAUCGAGCUGAACCCAGUCAUAUCACUUACAUCAAGUUUGGAUGAAUGGAAGUCUUCAAAUACAUCUGUCAUAGAGCACGCCAUUGAGACGAAAAAAUGGCUGGACCCCUUAUCUCUGUUUGCAAAGCCUGAAGAUAUUCAAACAACACCAAUCUCUGAAGUGGCACGAACAACAAAUGAGGGAGACAUCCACUGGGUUGAAGGACAGUUGCAGGUCUUAGAAACUGGAGACAUUACAUUCUACAUUGGUUGCAGCAGUUGCAACAGAAAAUUGGACUACAUAGAAGGAAUCAAUUUCAAAUGCAUGUUGUGUGGUGACCNUUCCUCUUUACCACGAAAGAACCUGAAUCUAUUUUGCAAUCCGUGCUUUCACCUUAUGAAUACAUAUGUCUAAUCUAGUUUACAAAUCAUUACAGAUUCAGAAUUCUGUCCGAAAUAAAAGAUGCAAUUAGUUCUCUACAAGUAACACUUUUCACCGACACACUUGAAAAGAUUGUACGAGCACUUGAAUUGAAUACACCAAUGGAGUUGCUAAAAUGCGGGGA